AUGGCGAACCCUCCACCAAGGACCAAAAAGGAGCUCCAGUCCUUCCUCGGUAAGGUCAACUUUUUACGACGGUUCAUAUCCAAUUUGGCGGGAAAAAUCCGGCCGUUGACUCCUCUGCUCAAACUGAAGGACUCGGAACAGUUCGUAUGGGGAGCAGAACAUCAAGCCGCCCUCGAUGACAUCAAGAAAUAUCUGUCCCAACCACCGGUCCUUAUGCCGCCAAAGAGAGGGAAACCCUUGAGACUCUAUAUUUCGGCCUCAGAGGGCUCCAUCGGCUGUCUGCUGGCUCAAAACAACGAGUCUGGGCGAGAACAAGCCGUAUACUAUCUAAGCCGCACCCUCAACACGGCCGAACUAAACUAUUCGCCGAUCGAGAAGUUGUGCCUGGCGCUUUAUUUCGCGGCCACCAAGUUGCGGCAUUACAUGCUUCCUUCGGUCGUUCAGAUCAUCUCCAAGACCGAUCUCAUCAAGUAUAUGCUCACUCGGCCGAUCAUACGCGGCCGAAUUGGGAAGUGGACGAUGGCAUUAUCGGAAUUUACCUUUCAAUAUAUGGGUCAGAAAUCGGUCAAAGGUCAGGCAUUGGCCGAUUUCCUGGCUCAUCACUCGGCCCAGGGGCAGGAUGGAGAGUUGGAGGUCGAGAUCGGCAUGGCCCGCAUGGAAAAGAACUACUGGACUAUGUACUUUGACGGCUCCUGUAUCGAGGCCAGGUCAGGCGCCGGAGUCGUGAUCGAAUCCCCUCAAGGGCAAAGAUGGCAGUUCGCAUUCCAACUCAACUUCAAAUGCACCAAUAAUCAGGCCGAAUAUGAAGCACUCAUCAUCGGUCUCGAGAUUUUAAAAGAAAUGAAGGCAACCCGUGUUUUGGUCUACAGUGAUUCUCAACUGGUAAUUAACCAACUAAUCGGGGAAUACCAAUGCACAAGUGAGAAUUUAACUAUGUAUUAUGUGACAGCCCUCAACACGGCCGAUGAUUUUUCCAGAAUUACCUUUGUUCAUGUACCGCGCGCCGAAAACCAUGAGGCCAAUGAGAUGGCCCAAGUAGCAUCAGGUGUAAACAUCCCGGAUACCGACCACGAUCGCGUAAUAAGGAUCGAGAGGCGUACCCUGCCGGCUUUGGCCGAACGCAGGAUGGCAGCGCAAGUAUCUUCGGCCGAAAUUGCCGACGAGGUCAACAUGGCCGAAGCCGACUGGCGCUACCCCAUAGUGAAAUAUUUGCGUGACCCCUCGGGCAGCCAUGAGAGAACUACACGUUUCCGGGCUCGAUGUUAUUUAAUUUAUCAGAACGAGUUGUAUCGAAAGGGAUCAAACGGCUUAUUGCUUUUAUGUCCCAGUGCCGAAGACAUCAAGGUUAUCAUGACCGAGUCCCACGAGGGGAUUUGCGGCGCUCAUCAGUCUGGCGUCAAGAUGAGAUGGCUGGUUCGGAGGCACGGCUAUUACUGGCCGACCAUUUUAAAAGACUGCAUAGAGUACAUGAGGGGGUGUAUUAAGUGUCAAAUUUAUGGCCCCAUACAAAGGGUACCGGCCGAAGCCCACCACCCGGUUACUAAACCGUGGCCAUUCAGAGGAUGGGCCGUGGAUAUCAUUGGCAAAAUCCAUCCGGCCGCGUCCAACCAACAUGCAUGGAUUUUGGUGGCGACCGACUAUUUUACUAAAUGGGUCGAGGCGGAGUCCUAUCGGUCGAUUUCCAGCGCACAGGUAGUCAAAUUCUUUGAAAAUCACAUCGUCCACAGGUUCGGUAUCCCAGAAACUAUCACGGCCGAUAACGGCCCAGUAUUCGCAUCGGCCGAGACACGGGAAUACACCGAAAAGAUGGGGAUCAAAUUGGUCCACUCAACACCUUACUACCCCCAGUCUAACAGGCAGGCCGAGGCAAGCAACAAGGUAAUCAAGGGCAUCCUUGAGAAAAUGUUUUAG
Messenger RNA from Prunus avium (sweet cherry), 1911 nucleotides. The record is from RefSeq and is a predicted model, not a curated record. NCBI's taxonomy places the organism in Eukaryota, Viridiplantae, Streptophyta, Magnoliopsida, Rosales, Rosaceae.